UUGGUCUCACUCUUUUUCUGUCGCUCUCAUAUUAGUCUUGUCUGUGUCUCCACCGUUGACCAGUUACUGGUGGCUCUCCUCUCAGCUUUUUAUUGCAGUCUUCACUGAUCACACAAGUGCUUCAUUGGACUAAAAGUAACCAUUGUCUUAUUGUGAUCCCAGACUGAAAGGGAGGACACCUGCUUUUCCAAAGGAUCAUUUCUGCCAGGAGUUGGGAACAAGUGUCUGGAUCUCUGCUUGGAAUAUCUCCUCUACACUGGACCUUGCCUUUUGGAUACCAAUAUAACCGGUGUCCAUUCCCUACCAUAGCAGUCUGUCUGAGUGUGUAUACGUGUGAGUGGGGUUGAAUCUGUGAGUGUGUGUGUGGGGGACAAAGAGGCAACAAGCUGCAGUCCUGGACUUCUGCAGUGAUUCCAGGUUAAUUCCUCAUUAGUUGGCCCAGUCUUGGCUGUUAAUAUGGCAUCGUUGAGAAGUUUCAUUCUUGCGCUUUUGCUGGCGCUGCUUUGCUCCUUCCACACCCCUCUGGCUCCCUCUGUCAAAGCGCAGGAUCUGCCAUUCCAUUCUGAGCAUGGCCUGAUGGCUGAUGAUGAUGAUGAUGACGACGACGAUGAUGAUGAUGAUGGAGAUGAUGAUGAUGAUGAUGACGACGAUGAUGAUGACGACGAUGAUGAUGACGAUGACGACGACGACGACGAUGAUGACGACGAUGAUGAUGACGAUGAUGAUGAUGACGAUGAUGAUGAUGACGACGAUGACGACGAUGAUGACGAUGACGACGACGAUGACGACGACGACGACGAUGAUGACGACGAUGAUGAUGAUGACGAUGAUGAUGAUGACGACGAUGAUGAUGACGACGACGACGAUGAUGAUGAUGACGACGACGACGAUGACGACGACGAUGAUGAUGAUGACGACGAUGAUGAUGACGAUGAUGAUGAUGAUGACGACGACGAUGACGAUGACGACGAUGAUGAUGACGAUGAUGAUGAUGAUGAUGAUGAUGACGACGACGAUGAUGAUGACGAUGAUGAUGAUGAUGACGACGACGAUGAUGAUCAUGAAGAUGAUGAUGAUGACGACGAUGAUGAAGAUGAUGAAUAUCACACGGGGUCUCUGUGCUCCCUCUGUGAAUUCUGUGAGCAUUGUGAUGAAUGUGAUAAAUGUCCUUGUGAUGAAGGAGAUAAGUCGGAACACUGUGAUGACUGCAACAUGUGCAAGUUCUGCCAUGUGUGUCCUGUUUGCGAAACGGUUUGUAAGCCUGGAGGUUUUAUUGAUGAAGUAACAGGUUCAAUCUACAAGACUGUAGCCGAUGUCUUUGAUGAUGAAGAUGACGACAACUAAAACCCAACCAUAUGUUGCCACCAUGUGGCCAAAGUACCUAAUGUUUCACCUUCCCUUCAGAUUUUCAUUGUCAUUUUUGUCUUUUUCCUUGAGAAUAUUGAGAAUACAUUUGCUCACAGAUGAUUCAAUAGAAAUUUUUAAAAUAAUAACUUAAUAUAUUUGUGUAUUGUUAUCUGACAACUUGUACUUUUACGGAAAAAUAUAUAUUUAAAGUCAUAUUUGUUCUAUUCAAAUGCAAAGGGACAUGUCAAAUAAAAGAAGAGGAGAUAUUUUCUUUUUUUUUUAAUUUAUUGAUUUGACCCAGCUGCAAUUUUACUUUAAUAUAAAUACAGUAUUUUAUAACUCAAUUUCCUUGACACCAACACAAGCAGAAAUAAUCCAGCAGAGGGUACUACAUCUUAUCAUUAAUAACAUACGGAACCUUCAUAUUCAAAUAUACUGUGACACACCUUAAAGCCGCAGUGGUUUAUAGCUUUUUGGCAUUAUUGGGCAAAAAUCUCUAAAUGACCUUUCAGAAUACUGUUGUUCAAGUGGCCUGAGAGCAAAAUGAAUUAUACUUCUAUCUCUGGAUUCUGUUCUCAGAAUGGAGUUUCCCUGAGUUUGCAUGGUUCUCCAGGUAUGUCAGCUUCCUCCCACAGUCCACAGACAUGCACCACAGUAGGUUAACUGUCAGGUGUGAAUGUGAGAGUGAAUGAGUGCAUUUUAUAUGUCAAAUAUGAACUGUAAACUGGCAGUCUGUCUAAUGUGUGUCCCAGCGUUGUCAGAACUGGGUAAAUCAUUGCAUUCUGUAAAUAAAAACAGAAGGAAGUUGAAGGAGCACCAUGCAACUAAUUAGGUGCAUUGGAAACAGGUCAGUAACAUGACUGGGUAUAAAAGGAGAAUCUUAGACAGAAUCUUCUAGAAGUAAAAUGGGGAGGUAACCAAUCUGCAAAAAAAAAAUUGCAUCUACAAAUUGUGGAACAAUUUCAAAAUAAUGUUCCUCGGCAUAAAAUUGAAAAGAUUUUAAAUAUCUACUUAUGUACAGUACAUAGAAUAAUCAAAAGAUAUCAAGUAUCUGGGGAAACCUGUGUGCAAGGAACAAGAUCAUGGGCAUCAAGUCAGCCUUGGAUGACCACACUGCAAAAAUCAAAAUCUUACCAAGUGUAUUUUUCUCAUUCCUGGUCAAAAUAUCUCAUCACAGUUAAAAUAAGGCAUAAUCACCUAAAGAUUACCUUGUAAGUGAGAUAU
This is a messenger RNA of Sphaeramia orbicularis (orbiculate cardinalfish), 2571 nucleotides long. RefSeq names its product acidic repeat-containing protein. Bases 457 to 1344 code for a protein of 295 amino acids. Gene Ontology annotation, molecular function: calcium ion binding. The record is from RefSeq and is a predicted model, not a curated record. NCBI's taxonomy places the organism in Eukaryota, Metazoa, Chordata, Actinopteri, Kurtiformes, Apogonidae. The transcript is spliced from 6 exons.